Gracilinanus agilis (Agile Gracile Mouse Opossum) is the source of this 2211-nucleotide messenger RNA. RefSeq names its product chloride intracellular channel 3 (gene CLIC3). The record is from RefSeq and is a predicted model, not a curated record. The transcript is spliced from 6 exons. The coding region runs from base 148 to 885 and encodes 245 amino acids. Lineage: Eukaryota; Metazoa; Chordata; Mammalia; Didelphimorphia; Didelphidae.
UCAGGGCCCUAGCCUUACCCAGGCUCUCCCUGGCACCCUGAGCGGCUCUCCCAGGCGGGGUGGGGUGGGGCGGAGCAACCCGGGAGCUUUAAAGAGCCCCAAACAUAGUCUCCACCCAAGGCUGCUGCAUCUAUCCCGCCAGACGUCAUGGCCGAGAAUCCCAAACUCCAGCUGUUUGUCAAGGCCAGUGAAGAUGGUGAGAGUGUAGGGAACUGCCCCUUCUGCCAGCGUCUCUUCAUGAUCCUGCUACUCAAAGGUGUCCCCUUCACUCUUACCACUGUGGACACCAAGAGGUCAUUGGAUGUGCUGAAGGACUUUGCCCCCGGCUCCCAGCUGCCCAUUCUGCUGUAUGAUGGAGAAGCCAAGACAGAUAACAUCCAGAUCGAAGAGUUCCUGGAGGAGACCCUGGGGCCACCCAAAUACCCCAGCCUGGUUCCUCGAUAUAAGGAGUCUAACAUGGCCGGUAAUGAUGUCUUCCACAAGUUUUCAGCAUUCAUCAAAAAUACUUCUCCUUCUCAAGAUGAAGCCUUUUAUAGGCCCCUGCUUCGUGCCCUGGUGAAACUGGAUCACUAUCUGAACACACCCCUGGAGCAUGAGCUGAUCCGGGACCCGAAGCUCACACAGUCCAGGCGUCGCUUCUUAGAUGGUGACCAACUCACCUUGGCAGAUUGCAAUCUCUUGCCCAAGUUGCACAUCAUCAAUACCGUGUGCACCCAUUAUCGACAGGCACCCAUCCCUGCUGAGCUCCGUGGGCUCCACAGAUACCUGGAAAAUGCACUGCAGGUGAAGGAGUUCAAGUACACCUGUCCACACAGCUCAGAGAUCCUGGCUGCCUAUGCGUCUGUGGCGAGGAGAGCUCACCCAUCUGUGGGGCGAGCUCGCUGAGCUCUCGCCUCCCCUCUCCUCGUGGAAUCUGUCCCAUCUGGCCUUCCCCACCGCCCUGCUGCUCCUCCCUACACCUGCCUCUGGCACACGGACUUGCUCAUUUGUCACCUCCCUCUGUGAGCACACAACACAACCCAUUCCUCCUCCACCAUUUUGUGCUUUUCUUCCCAAUCUGGCUGAAGUCAGGGCUUCCAGGAUUUCCUCUCUGAUGGCUACUCCUGGACUGACCUUCCUCACUCCUAGUGGCCUUUGCACUGAUGGGUUGGCUUAGACUGUUAAUUUGCUUCGGAGGAGAAUCCAUAAACAUAGUCUUUGGUCACAUCUAUGUGCAGGUGUGAGUCAUUUUCCCCAGGGCAGGGGCUGUGAACAGACUGUGGUCCCCUGAUUAUAGCCUCCACCCCCAUCCCUGACCUGACCCCAAAUCAGCUCCUGUAGUCCUGGGGCCAUUCCUAGACUCUCAUGUUGACCUCUGGCUCUGCCUUCUACUCAGGCACCUCAGGAAUGGCACACGCCCAAUACCUGUUAUCCCAGAACUAACACCCCAUGGCACGGUGGAGCUUAUGUAGGCUCCCUCCCAGACACAGGGGGAAAUCAAGGCCCAGCCCCUUUGUAACUCUGCCCAGAGACUUGGGAGACCAGAAACGCAGCUCAAAACCAGUUGGGCUGGGCUGGGAACAGCAGAAAAUCUCUAGGGAGGCAAGGUGACAGAGCAGGGCGCAGAGGCCACCUCCCUGAGCCGGGUGGGGAGAAGAGUAAGAUUGUGAAUGUUCUCAGCCAGCUUGACCACAUUCCCUGGCUCCUCUCUCUCAAUCCUAUCAGCUAAGCCAGCUUCUGCUUCUGAAUCCCCAGACCAUUCUCACCUUCCCCUAGCCUGCCUCGGGCUUUUCUGGGGCUCUGGGAUAGUAGACCCUACAGAGUAUGUCUGUUUUGCUUUUUUGACCAUGUCUGGCUAUCCAGCCACAUGGAAUACAUCUGUUCUGUGGCUAAAGUCCUCUCCAGGUUUGGGGAGAGAUGAAGCUACCUUUGCAGACUCUUCAGCCUCAGGUUCAUGGGGACUGGGCUACUAGACAUGAUCAGAAGAGUCUUAAUUGCUGUGUGUAUCCUGUCACUUCUACUGAAAUCAGAACACAGGUUCAGCUUCUGGCUUGGACAUUUAAUAGUUUUGGGUUUGGUCACUUCAAAGCCUCUUCCAGACUCAGUUUACUCACUUGUAAAGAUAACACUUCCACUACUUCUAAAACCAGGCUGUUGUGAGGAAAGCACAUUGUAAUUUUAAGGCAAUAUAGAAACAUGAGCCAUUAAAUCCAAAUUGUUUCUGUCUCCGUA